GUGACCUUUACCAAGGAUCCAGAUCAUAAUCGUGUCUCCUCGAUCGACCUCCAGAUCCAGUCUAUAUUCGAUCUAGUGAUGAACUCAGUUGCUCCCAGACAAGUUCUGACACUAUACAGAAAGCUGCUGAGGCAGAGCAGCCAAUUUUCUUCCUUCAAUUACAGAAAGUAUGCUCUGCGUAGAGUAAAAGAUUACUUCAGAGAGACGAGGAGCUUCACUGACAGUGUGGCUAUUGAGAGAGAGUACAGCUAUGGACUGGAGUCACUGAAUAUGCUCAAACGACAAACUGCUAUCGGAAAUAUGUACUCGGCACCCAAGUUAGUUUUAGAAAAGCUUUCAUAACUGCCGUCGAUCACUUACGUGCUUGUGCUGUUCAGUGUUCUGUCUCAAUUAUCUAUAAUUAUCGUUAUUAAUAA
Messenger RNA from Halichondria panicea, 416 nucleotides. Its product is annotated as LYR motif-containing protein 4B-like. The transcript has 3 exons. Lineage: Eukaryota; Metazoa; Porifera; Demospongiae; Suberitida; Halichondriidae. Bases 79 to 342 code for a protein of 87 amino acids. Gene Ontology annotation, biological process: iron-sulfur cluster assembly. The record is from RefSeq and is a predicted model, not a curated record. Gene Ontology annotation, cellular component: L-cysteine desulfurase complex; mitochondrion.